Messenger RNA from Chiloscyllium plagiosum (whitespotted bambooshark), 1222 nucleotides. RefSeq names its product patatin-like phospholipase domain containing 4 (gene pnpla4). Gene Ontology annotation, molecular function: triacylglycerol lipase activity; retinyl-palmitate esterase activity. Gene Ontology annotation, cellular component: membrane; cytoplasm; lipid droplet. NCBI's taxonomy places the organism in Eukaryota, Metazoa, Chordata, Chondrichthyes, Orectolobiformes, Hemiscylliidae. Gene Ontology annotation, biological process: triglyceride catabolic process; lipid homeostasis. The record is from RefSeq and is a predicted model, not a curated record.
CGCGGUCACAUCACAGUAUUUCAGCAACACCUGCAUUGACAUAGCGCCUCCGCGGUCACAUCACAGUAUUUCAGCCCAGUUUACACUGUAACGUUGAGGUUUGCACUCGUAUUGGAGUAGGGUUUGAAUAAUGUUGUGCCUCAGGUUGUUUAAAGAAGUAACAAUCCUGGGCUGAGUUCAUCGAAGUGUGGAGUACAAAAGAUAGAAAAUUCUGCUAGACCUUUACUAAUUGCUGUGUCAUUGAACCUGCAUUUGCCAAUGGUUCUAGCAGGCUCUUGGAGCUAAAUUCGAUGCUCAAGACCUCCUGUUGUUGGUACAACUAGUAUUCACUGAGAAAAACAACAUUGGAAGGACCACAGAGAGGCCACCAGCCUGCGCUGCAUUACACAUUAACUAUGUGUCCCCUGAACCUGACUUUUAGUGCCUGUGGAUUUUUGGGAAUUUACCACUUGGGAGCAGCAGUUGCUCUUCACAGACAUGGGAACAAGUUACUCAGUAAAAUACAGAACUACACAGGAGCCUCUGGGGGAGCUUUAGUUGCUGCUGUUCUGCUAUCGCAACCUGAAACACUGGAGCAAUGCAAGGAAUUUGCUUAUGGAUUUGCAGCUGAUGUCCGGCAACAGAAAUUUGGAGCAUUAACACCAGGUUACAACUUUAUGAAGCAGUUGAGGGAGGGGAUGGAGUCAAUUCUUUCUGCUGAUGCCCAUAAGAAAGCCCAUGAGAGACUCCACGUGUCGAUCACAAAUGUUAAGACGCUGAAAAAUUGUUUGAUCUCCUCGUUUCCGACCAGAGAGGACCUCAUAACGGUUCUUCUUGCCAGUAGCUUUGUGCCAUUCUAUGCUGGGAUUAAGGCAGUGGAGUAUAGAGGUGAAAUGUGGAUUGAUGGUGGAUUAACAAACAGACUUCCAAUUUUAUCCACUGGACAGACCGUGACUGUUUCCCCUUUCAGUGGGAAAUUGGAUAUCUGCCCUCAAGACAGGUCCCAAAGCAAUCUAUAUGUCAUGAUUGCUAAGCAAGAGUUUAUCUUGUCCGUUGCAAAUUUUGUGAGGCUCAGACAGGCACUGUUUCCACCAGGGCAAGCCACGAUGGAGUCCCUGUAUCACAAAGGAUUCAGCGACACUUUGAGGUUUCUACAGAGUAAAAACAAUUUCCAACCGUUGUCUUAAUGUCACCUGUCUGAAUGCUGCGUUGUAAAUCGAUAAAAGUAUGAUAUUAAGAAUGA